AUGGAAGAAGGGGUGUUUAUGGUGAGAGUGGCUGCUCAAGCGGAGAGGUAUGAAGAUGCAGUUGAUUUAUUAACAAAGGCCUUGCAACUAUCUCAGAAAGAUGCAUCCCCAGAGGUUGUAGGUAUGGAACAGGAAUUGCUUUGCUUAUGCCACAAAUACAAACUAUUGAAACCUUACUUUUACAAAGAUUCUAGUAACUUUUUACCCUUUGUUCCUCAAAUUUAUACAGAGCUUCUUUCUGCUACCUUCAAAGACUUCAUCAGCUCUGAGAGAUCAGCCUGGAAAACAGUCAAAGCCAUAGAGCAGAACAAAAAGUAUGCAGAGUAUGCGCCAGACUUAGCUGAGUAUAAAGAUAAACUCAGCCUCGAACUUGACCACAAGUGCCGGCAAGUCAUUGACAUUAUUCAAGAGCAUUGUCUGUCAAAGGCUACCACUGAUGACUCUGAGGGGAGUUGCACCUCUAAAGUGUUUUAUCUGAAACUGGUUGGAGACAACUACAGAUACAUUGCUGAGACAGCUUCUGGGCCAAGGCGAGACAAAGCCAUUGAGAAAGCUGAUAGCUUCUAUAGGCAAGCCACUGAUUUCUCUAAGGCUCUCCAUCGAUAUAACUCCAGCAGGCUUGGGUGUGGGCUAAACUAUUCGGUAUUUUGGUAUGAAAUCAUGGAGGAUAAAUCUAAAGCUUUACAAAUUGCAGAAGAAGCUCUAGAGGAAAGGAGAGAAUAUAUAUGACAGGAUGAUUCAGACGAAGUUCGAGACUCUCUCCCCAUUCUUGAACUUUUGAGAGAGAACAUUGAUAUAUGGAAAGAAGGUGAAGAUAGCCUUUAUUAA
Moneuplotes crassus is the source of this 828-nucleotide messenger RNA. The record is from the annotation of a GenBank genome assembly. Lineage: Eukaryota; Ciliophora; Spirotrichea; Euplotida; Euplotidae.